Molecule: messenger RNA, 480 nt
Organism: Rhinolophus ferrumequinum (greater horseshoe bat)
Lineage: Eukaryota; Metazoa; Chordata; Mammalia; Chiroptera; Rhinolophidae
Gene: NCBP2L
Product: nuclear cap binding protein subunit 2 like
Biological process (GO): mRNA cis splicing, via spliceosome
Cellular component (GO): nuclear cap binding complex
Molecular function (GO): RNA cap binding
Source: RefSeq, a predicted model, not a curated record
AUGACUGUUACUGCUCUUGGUUCCUACCUGAAGCUGAGCGAGUACCAGGACCACAAGUUCAGUGGUGAUAAUGAAGAGCCUGAAAAUUUACUGAAGGAAAGCUGCAUGCUCUAUGUGGGGAAUCUUUCCUUUUAUACAACCGAAGAGCAAAUAUUUGAGCUCUUUAGUAGAUGUGGUGAAGUCAGGAAUGUUUUUAUGGGCUUGGAUAAAAUAAAGAAAAAGGCAUGUGGUUUCUGUUUUGUGGAAUACUAUAACAGAGCUCAUGCUGAAAAUGCCAUGUGGUUCCUAAAUGGGACCUUCUUAGAUGAUCGUAUCAUCUGCACAGAUUGGGAUCUAAGCUUUAGAGAGGGCAGACAGUAUGACCGUGGCCAGCCUGGGGGUGGCCGGGUAAGAGAGGAGUCUGGUGAGAACUUUGAUGCUGGUAGAGGAGGUUCUGGACAACAAGCUCAGGCCUGUCAUAAGACAGGAACCUGCCAGUGA